AUGACUGUCCCCCCAAUAGCGAAUCGCGGGAAUGUGAGCGAGGGUGCCAACACUUUACAAGCACAGCUGGCUCUGCCCUGCUAUACCUGUUUCUCCCUGGACGCACGCAAGAUUCCUAUCGACACGAAGCGGGAGAGCGACGACUGGGCCAGGAGGGAGUACAAUGUUGCUGUAGGAACGCCAAGUCGAAAGCUUCGCAUGAAUUCAUCACAGCUUCUAACUAGUGUAUCAUCCGGAUGCAUUUACUGUAGAUUGAUUGGUAACGCUAUCAACUCAAUCCGCUCAGGCUGGGAGAACGAGGAAUCCUUUAUCGAAGUCUUCCUCUGUCUCAAUCUACCAGUAGUUGUGCGAUGGGUCAAUGGAAGAUCUGUCAAACUGGAAGCAGUAUGGGACGAAUCCCUUGGCGGAUCUCUCGAUCAUGAAGCCAAAGUGAGAGUUCCGGAUUCAACAGGCAAUUUCGAGGAAGAGGUCGAGUUCGAAAUAUAUCGGCCAGAAUUACCGCAACCGAACAACGAUUCGAUUCUAGGCCCUUUGGUGAGCCACAUAGGUGCUGCCAGUGAGAUUCCAUCACACAGCGGAGAUCUUGAAUGCCUGAGGUUUGUCUCGUAUCAAGCCACAACGUGUCUGCAAAAUCACAAUUGUGGGAGCAGAAUGCCUCGGUUGCCCGAUCGCGUCAUCUGGGUCAAUCCUGAUCAUAGCGGAGAUAUUCGCUUAGUAGAGCCCAAGGACGUCAAUGCGCAAUAUAUCGCGCUGAGCUAUUGUUGGGGUCCUCUGCAGCCUGAUACAUUCCUUACAAAUGCAGCAACCUUUGCGGAUAGGCUAGCUGGCAUCAAAGCUUCUGACUUGCCGCCUCUCUUCAUAUGCAUCAUCAGUUAUGCUCAAAUACUUAGGAUCAACUACAUCUGGAUCGAUCGCCUGUGUAUCAUCCAAGGCGAUAGCAAGGAUUGGAAUACGCAAGCGCCAAAGAUGGGUCAGUACUAUGGUAACGCGACCAUAAGCAUUACAACGGCAUCUGCAGACACAGAAAUGGACGACAUCAUCGUGGAAAGAGACGAAAAAUGGGGAAGCUAUAAUCUGCAGAUUGGACACGACCAGAUCGGUUCGCAGACCUUACGAUUCCGGCGACGACCAUACCCGCUGGGCACAGAGUCACGAGGGGGAAACUACGGCAGAGUCUCUACAAGAGCAUGGAUCUGGCAAGAACGCCUGCUCGCUGCGCGGACUGUAACCUUCACUCCAUCUGCGCUUAAGUUCGAAUGCCGUCAACACUCCGUCUGGGAAGGUUACGGCCAACACGUCACCAGCCCUUCUUGGUCCGCUCGACUUGAUGACAUAACACCUGAUGGUUGGUGGACUCUCAUUGAUGAAUUUACCAGAAGGGAUAUCACGAAAUCUUCGGAUAGGUUACCAGCCAUUCAUUCGGUCAUGCAACGGAUUGCCAGUGCACGCGGAUGGGUUCCGAUCUGGGGUAUGUGGAAAGACUCUCUUAGCGAAAGUCUAGCCUGGCAAGCCCUUACUGCCAUGGAUGGUCUUGAAGGGCAUAGCUGCCGCAUGCAUCCCCAGUACUACGCCCCCAGUUGGAGUUGGGCAAGUAUUGAUGGUCCGAUCAACUCUGGACAAUGUAUGCCUCUGGACGGGCUUCAGAAAAAUGACCCUUACCUCAUCAAGGUUUCCAUCCAGAAUGUGGAACCAGUAACUGGCGUCUUGACAGUGUACGCUUUUUGGAACUUUGCUCUGAUUCGGUGCCGAAUCGAACGCCCUUAUACAAAAUCAGCAGAACCAAUAACCACAUAUCGCUACCACUGCACGACUGUCCUGGGAAACAACCAGUCUACACCGAUGCCAGUAUGGGCCGACGUUGCCUUGCGUCCAGUCCAACGAGAACUAUCUCUGCUGGAGGAUGGAACCAUCGAGCGAGUGCCCUACGGGAUGAAAUUGCCCCAACAGACCUGGGAAUGUAAAUGCUUAUGCAUUCUACUUGGUAACAUACAAGGGAGAGCAAAUGUUCUCCUCCUGGGUGAAUCGUCCAGAAUACCAGGCGCCUACGAGAGGAUUGGAAUGGCGCCUGCCUGGCCGCCAAGCAUGUUCACAAAAUUUCCUCCCAGAUCAUUUAGGAUCGCUUGA
Molecule: messenger RNA, 2124 nt
Organism: Macroventuria anomochaeta
Lineage: Eukaryota; Fungi; Ascomycota; Dothideomycetes; Pleosporales; Didymellaceae
Product: HET-domain-containing protein
Exons: 2
Coding region: 1-2124 (707 amino acids)
Source: RefSeq, a predicted model, not a curated record